CGACGUCAGGUUGAGUACAGUCAAGAACAAGGAGGAGGAGCCUCGCGUACAUAAACAAGUCCAGACUGUACAUCGACGGGAGCGACGGCGACACAAUAAAGACAGAAUAGAGGCAUUUUAGGCUGGGGGAAAAAAAGCAAAGCUGACAGCUUACAAGAUAACAGUCUGACAAAGCCAUAACAGAAAAUGAUAAGUAGAAUACUUGCACAGCUGCUGGGAAGCGAAGAGAAAGACAGUGAUAAUGCAGAAGAAACUGAUAACUGUGCGAACCUCCUCGAGUUUGAUGAAGGAGAAUGGGUUGUUAUAAAGAUACAUGAAAAUCUGUCACUUGGUUCCGCUGACACAAACAGUCUUGAGAACCUGUUGAUCGAGCACCCCAGCAUGUCUGUAUACCAGAUGAAUCCUGAUCAGGAAGAGCUCGGCUCAGAUGAAGAAACAGAGGACAAGCCUAGGCCUGUGCCAAUCAGACGUCACGUUUCUUGGCGGUUAGCUGCAUGGGGCAGCCCUUUACCCUGCAGCACCAUUCUGCUCUCAGUGCAGCGUGCCAGAGUCUAUAAUGAGCACAGAAAGCUGACCCGUGGUGCCCUCAACAGACAAAACCUCACUAGAACACGCUACUCACCUUCAGAGCGCAGCUAUGGCUACUACAAACAGCCCACUCAGCGCCUGCACAACUAUUGAGAAAAAUCAGUUGCAUCUGAAACCACUGAACAACCAGCCUUGUGAUGAAUUAAUAGUCGCUUUUAGGGGGUUUGUUUGCAAAUCAUGCCAUGAAACCAUUCCCCUGUGAGACCAGUAUGGAUUACGAAAAACCGUUUUAUUAAAUGCAGUGUGGUAUUUUAUUAAGGAGAAAGUUUUACUGAUAGUCUGACACUGAAAUAAGUACGAAAAGCAUGUGUUUAAAAACCAUUAUUAGUUUAGGAUUUUAACGUUUUUAAACCGUGUAAUGAUGUUUGUAUGCAUCUAUUUUAGCUUAGCUGUGACUGGUGCAUGAAUAUUAACUGAAAGAAAAAAAAAAACAUUCAGUUUUGAAGCC
This is a messenger RNA of Carassius auratus (goldfish), 1036 nucleotides long. RefSeq names its product tumor protein p53-inducible nuclear protein 1. Gene Ontology annotation, biological process: positive regulation of DNA-templated transcription; autophagosome assembly. The transcript has 5 exons. Lineage: Eukaryota; Metazoa; Chordata; Actinopteri; Cypriniformes; Cyprinidae. Gene Ontology annotation, cellular component: autophagosome; nucleus. Bases 187 to 681 code for a protein of 164 amino acids. The record is from RefSeq and is a predicted model, not a curated record.